Penicillium subrubescens is the source of this 864-nucleotide messenger RNA. RefSeq lists its product as uncharacterized. Bases 1 to 864 code for a protein of 287 amino acids. The record is from RefSeq and is a predicted model, not a curated record. Lineage: Eukaryota; Fungi; Ascomycota; Eurotiomycetes; Eurotiales; Aspergillaceae. The transcript has 2 exons.
AUGGAUAAUUCUGGAUCUGGCCAGCUCCAGGUCCCAGGAUUCGGAGAUAUACCCAUUGAUUACGAGUUGGCUACUGGAGAGAGUUUUGCCCAUGGCGCCCUGCCAAACCACGAAUCUCGCAGAGGUCGAGCAACCCGUUUGACGAUUACCGAAAUAUUCAUACUUCGUACUAUGGAACGACUGAUGGGGAUAUCGAAUUGGGAACAUGAUAUCAUUGACGAGAACAUUGUGGCUCAAUGGUAUGCAGUUGUAUUAUCCGAGUCGAAGUCGACUGAGCAACGGGGCCCAGAAGCAGAUGAUUCCGAUGUGAUUGUGGAUAUGGAUCUUGUUUCGCAGGCGAAAUGGAACUGGUGCAUUGCAGAGUUGCAGGACAAGGCUAGAGAUCUUCGGAAACACAAUUUUGUCUUGACUCUGAAUGCCGAUUCAGGCGUUUGCAAAUCAGAUCAACUAGUUGGAGAACUGUUUCAAAAUGAACUGCAAGAGUUUUUCGUCGAAAAUCAUCUUCCCUGCGACCGAAGAGGGGUAUCCAAUGAGAAAGAUGAUAUGAGUCCUAUUCGUUAUCCACUGCGCAUCAAGACCUAUAGAUUCACUAAAAGUGGCAUGAACGCUCAAUCCGAACCAAAGAAGCUUAGAUACUACAACAUAGAUGCAUCUGGUCGCCGCUCAAUCGAAGUGACAUGGGACGCUUACAUCGCACUGGUAGAACACUCCCUUGCAUUGCCAGAGCCUGGUCCAAAGUAUGAAAUGGUCGAUGAUGGCCCAGAAGAUACUAGAGGACCUGACGAUCUCUUGGCCGCAAUGACGCCCGCUAUGCGGAAUGGCUCGGCAAUGGAUGAACUAGAGGAAUUGAUGGAGAUCAAAUAG